This is a messenger RNA of Papilio xuthus (Asian swallowtail), 3565 nucleotides long. Its product is annotated as LisH and WD40 domain-containing Lis-1. Gene Ontology annotation, molecular function: protein binding. The transcript is spliced from 10 exons. The record is from RefSeq and is a predicted model, not a curated record. The coding region runs from base 273 to 1514 and encodes 413 amino acids. Lineage: Eukaryota; Metazoa; Arthropoda; Insecta; Lepidoptera; Papilionidae.
GUUUUAUAGGAAAAAAAGAAAAAUCGAAACUCGCCAUUGUAGUAUAUUGAGUGAAUUUGAGCCAUUGCAACGAAAACGGUUUUCUGCCUUGGGUCUUAUGUGAAGUGUGGUUAUUCUGUGUGUGCUUUAUAUUUGGAAAAAGUGCAAAUUUCAGUGUUUUUGCGUUUUGUGUGAUAAUGGCAACGGCGCUCCCGCCGUCGCCCGCGUGAACGAGUGAGACUCUUGUGCAGCGAACGACCCGGGCCAGCCGCCUCACGCGUCACCCGACCACGAUGAAAAUGGUGUUGUCACAACGGCAACGAGAGGAGCUAAACAAAGCUAUCGCUGAUUACUUGGGCAGCAAUGGGUAUACGGACGCGCUGGAGGCGUUCAAAAAGGAGGCCGAAAUGACCGGCGAAAUAGACCGCAAGAUCGGCGGCCUACUGGAGAAGAAAUGGACUUCCGUAAUAAGGCUCCAAAAGAAGGUGAUGGAAUUAGAAUCGAAGCUCUCCGAAGCUCAAAAGGAAUUUAUGGAAGGCGCGCCCGCUCGCGGCAAGCGCACGCCAGCCGAGUGGAUACCCCGGCCGCCGGAGAAGUUCUGUCUAACCGGACACCGGGCUACUAUUACUAAAGUAGUAUUUCAUCCAGUGUUCAGUUUGAUGGUGUCGUCGAGCGAGGACGCCACUAUCCGAGUGUGGGAGUUUGAGAGUGGCACAUACGAACGAACCCUCAAGGGGCACACCGAUUCCGUACAGGACAUCGCAUUCGAUCAUCAUGGCAAGCUACUAGUAUCAUGCAGCGCCGACAUGUCGAUAAAGUUGUGGGACUUUAACCAGACGUUCGAGUGCAUAAAGACAAUGCACGGCCACGAGCACAAUGUGUCCUCUGUCGCGUUCUCCCCCAGCGGCGACCUCGUCUACUCCGCCAGCAGGGAUAAGACUAUCAAGGCCUGGGAUGUCGCCACUGGGUACUGUGUGAAGACGUUCAAGGGUCACCGUGAGUGGGUGCGUAUGGUGCGUGUGUCGGCAGACGGAGCACUGCUCGCUUCCUGCUCCAACGACCAGACUGUGCGCAUCUGGAGCACCGAUAACAACGCUAACGAAUGCAAAAUGGAGCUGAGAGAGCACGAGCACGUGGUAGAGUGCGUGGCCUGGGCGCCUGAGGCAGCCGCCGCGGCCAUUAACGAAGCCGCCGGCGGCGACAACCGCCGCGCCAACCACGCCGGACCCUUCCUCGCUAGUGGCUCCCGCGACAAGACCGUCAAAAUCUGGGACGUGAGCACGGGUCAGUGCCUGGCGACGCUGGUGGGGCACGACAACUGGGUGCGCGGUGCGGCCUGGCACCCCGGCGGCCGCUACCUGCUCACCGCCUCCGACGACAAGACGCUGCGCGUGUGGGACGUCGCACACACGCGCUGCCUCAAGACGCUCUAUGCGCAUCAGCACUUCGCCACCAGCCUCGAUUUCCACAGGAGCUUGCCAUACGUGAUCUCGGGCAGCGUCGAUCUGACCGUCAAAGUUUGGGAGUGUCGCUAAGAGCAUUGCCAUUUUAGUAACUUAAACUCACCGAUGAUAUCUUUAUCAUUAUUUUUCACAAUAUUGCUGCAAUGAGAACGUUAUGAGUUUCGAUUUUAAUGUUUUAAAAUAAUUUUAGAAAGGAUAAAAAUAGUUUUGAUAAUUUAUUCAAAUUUUGUCCUUUAGCUCAUUGUGCUCGGUGGUGUACUUGGCUGUGCUAUGUCACCGUCACCUUCUAUCAUCUUCCAUAUGGAAAUUUUAUUAGUUUGUUACAUUCCAUUAAAAUAUAACAGCUUUUUAGAUGUUUGUUAAUUUAACAUUUUGUAAUGCGACACAAGGCUAGUUCUGCUGUAUGUAUAAUGCCAGUGACAUAGCAAGUCUCGUACUCCACUGUGACGAUGAAGUGAGGAGUUGAAAGCUGUGUUAUAAUUUAACAUUUCAUUAUUCUGUUUUAUUUUAUAGUUAUUGUUUAUUCGUAAGAGCGUUUAGAUGUAAUUUUUAUUUCGUACGAAUAGUUAAUACUUUUUCUUAUACGGUCAGCUCUUGAAAACCUUGUACCUUGAUUUGUUUAUGGAUAAUUUAGUGUUAUUACAUUUUAUAUUGAUGAUUAUUCAUGACAAUCAAAAUAAAAUUUGAUAAAAAUUAGUCAUUUUUACGCGAAUCACAUGUUCAUUAAAAUCUUAUUGUAAAUAUGAAUGCUUGGGAUUGUCUCCAUUCGAUUCGAUCCUCAUUAUGUUUGUUUGCUUGAAGGCCAACAACAUUAAUGUAUAUCACCUGGAGACACGAGCUCAUUGCAUAUUACUCAAUACUAUAGAGUUGAAACUGUCGGUGGAGCUUCGCGCUUUGGUUUUUAACGGAUAGCUUUUUAAUAGCGACUUAUUUUAAGUUUUGGUUGAAUCAAAACUUUAACUAUAAGUUAGAGUGUUAUAUUUUCAAAGUUUUUUUUUAACUAUUUAUUUACCAGCAUUUAGUUUAAAUGUCUCAAACGAAAUUCACUAUAAGCCGAUAAUACUAGAAUUAUUAUUUUGCAACAGUUUAAUUUUAAAUACUAUCUUUUAUAUCAUACUAGAAAUUUACAUAAAUUGAAGUGUGUGAUAUAAUUAGUAAUAUGUUUUAAUGUCGCUCCUUUCUAAGGUAGCUAGUUGCAACUUUGAUAUAACUCUGUUCUUAACAUUAGUUAUUUAUUUAUGAGAUGGAGAAGUUUGGUUGCCUGGUAAUGUUAGGUAUAGAGAUAGUCGAGUAUGGUCAUAAGUAGAUGCUUUGCAGUGCUAACAUGUGAGAACUACAGGAGUAUUUGCAGCGGUGCCAUGCAUGACAAAAGCGAUACUGGAAUAACUCUAAUGAAUGCUGAAGUCAGAAUGUCAUAGAUUGUAUGGAAUUUUCUAUAAUAUUUAGUCUUUUCUUCCACUUUAAUAGAAUUUUUAUACCGAUAUAGUGGCACCGCAUAAUAAUUGCUUAAUCUAUGUAUAUUGGGUAAUAGUGAUCAAGGAGAUUAUAUUAUAAUUAGAAAUACUUUCUUGCUAUCUCAUAUGAUUUGAAGUCAGUACUUAUUAAUAUUUAGAUAACUGUUUAUGAAAAGUGUUUAUGGCUUUUAUAGAUUUUCAAGACUGCAUUAUCUGCUUGCAAUGCUUACAAAUUAUUAGUAGGUGUUUCUGUAGCUGUUUCGAUGCAAUACGAAUCUUUGAAUGUUUCUAAUUUCGUUUUUCUUCGCACUUGAAGAGAUAUCGUAUAAUCUCCUUGAGUGAAAUUAGAGGGAAGUCUUAUGUUUAAAGCUUGCAAACUAUAAUGUAAUUUAAACAAGAAUAAGAAAUUUGUAUUACGAUUAUUAAUAGUAUUUGCACUCAUGCCAACAUUAUUGCUUAAAUUAAUAUUAAUAUGUGUAUCCGAACAAAAUCCUCCGACAACAGACAAGAUCUACCGCAACCAGUUCACUGAGCCCACAUACACGAGGAUUUUGUACAUACAGCAUGUAAUCACUGUUUUUGUCAACUUUAUAUAGAAAGUUACAACCAAAAUUUAAUAGGAUUUGGUCUAAUAUUUUCUGUAAAUAAAUCAAUUAAAUAUAUAAUUUA